Molecule: messenger RNA, 5205 nt
Organism: Moesziomyces antarcticus
Lineage: Eukaryota; Fungi; Basidiomycota; Ustilaginomycetes; Ustilaginales; Ustilaginaceae
Product: CAMK CAMKL KIN1 protein kinase
Exons: 1
Coding region: 1-5205 (1734 amino acids)
Biological process (GO): intracellular signal transduction; microtubule cytoskeleton organization; protein phosphorylation
Cellular component (GO): cytoplasm
Molecular function (GO): protein serine/threonine kinase activity; ATP binding; tau-protein kinase activity
Source: RefSeq, a predicted model, not a curated record
AUGCACCCUCGACAGCCCAGCGGUCCCGGUUCCACAGACGCCAUGGAGUUCUACGAUCGCAUGCACACCCCAAAACACGAGAUCGACAUGUCGGACGCCUUCGCUGCCGCAAUGCCCCCCACCGUCGGCGUCGACCAGCAUGCUCCCCUCACGAGCGUGCCCGAGGAUUCGCAGCUCGACACGCAGACGCUGACAUCCUCGGCGGCCGCAUCACCCACUCCACCUGCUGCCGCUUCGCAACACCACCAAGCCAGCCCCAACGGUCGCUCGCUCGACAAGCUUCCCAACUCCAACUACGGCCUCGUGCAGCCAGGUGGCCGUCCAGACGCUUCCUCUCGCACAUCCGCUUCCGACAUCACAAAGCCGCUGCCAGGAUUGCCCUCCACGCGUCCCACCAACGCCGAGCAGCUCUCUCUCCCGGCCACCAACCCGGCCGCACCUCACGCUGCUGCCGCUUCCACCGUCGACCCUCGUUCGACCUCGGCAGCUCCCAACCUAGCAGCUUUGGCACCCCAGCACAUCCCGCGUCCGCUCGCAGCGUCUCAAUUCGCUCCCUCGCCUGGCUCGGCCUCUCCUCUUCGCACGCCACCAAGGCAGGCUCCGCUCGAUGCCUCCACCUCCUCCUCCUCCGUCGAGCCCUUGCGCAUGCCUAACUCCAUCUCCAUGGGUCCAUUCUCCCCGCCAGAUGCAGAUCCUCAUCGCGCCAUGAUGGACAGCAAUCGCAACAGCAUCGACGAGAUCCGUCGCAACCACGCCGCAAGAGCUGCACGUCGCCAGUCUCACAACCCUUCCGUCACAGACCAACGCGACGCCAACGGUCUCGUGCCCGACGCCGCCUUCACCCCGACUCGCGGACACGCGCAGAACCACAGCGAGGCUCUCGCCGCCUCUCCCGACCCCGCACAGCGCCACCGUCGCGGCAUGGCUUCCGAGCCCCCACGUCCUUCCAGCGUGCUCGAGACGCGUGCCGCUCGCAUCGAGGCGGUUCAGCGACACCACCAAGGCCACUCCCGCGUCGACGAAGGCAGCUCCGACACCUUCGACGCAACCGACACCUUUGCCUCCUCACGCGACACUAACGUCGAUCGCUCCUCCCAGCAGCACUUGCAACUCCGCGCAGCACGUGAGCACGAAGAACGCGAGCGCGAGCGCCAGCUCGAAUACCAGCAGCAGCAGCAGCAGCAGGCACAUCAGCAAAAGAUGCUCUUACGUGAACAGGAGCGCGAGCGAGAGCAGGAACGCGAGCGUGAGCGCGAACGUCAGAGGCUCAAGGAAAAGGAGCGCGAGCGCGAACGCGAAAGGGAAAAGGAACGCGGCGACCGAGACCGCGAUCGCGAACGACGCGGCAGGCGUCUGCUCGGCGACUAUGCGCUCGGCAAGACCCUCGGCGCAGGCAGCAUGGGCAAGGUCAAGCUCGGCGUCAAGAUGGGCAACGGCGAAAAGGUCGCCAUCAAGAUCAUCCCACGCCACACCUCCGUCGCCGCCGCCCAGUCGCCCCGCCCCGCCGUCGACGAGAACGGCAAGCCGCAACCGCCGCCACCUCCGCCCACCGCCUCCUUCCUCGCCAAAGCAGCCGCAAAGGACCAGUCCAAGGAGAUCCGCACCAUCCGCGAAGGCUCCUUGCAGAUCCUCCUCCACCAUCCCUAUGUCUGCGGCAUGCGCGAGAUGAUCAUCCACACAAACCACUACUACAUGGUCUUUGAAUACGUCAACGGCGGCCAGAUGCUCGACUACAUCAUCAGCCACGGUCGCCUCCGCGAGCGCAGCGCACGCAAGUUCGCCCGCCAGAUCGGCAGCGCACUCGAGUACUGCCACCGCAACAGCAUCGUCCAUCGCGAUCUCAAGAUCGAAAACAUCCUCAUCUCCAAAACUGGCAACAUCAAGAUCAUCGACUUUGGCCUCAGCAACCUCUUCUCGCCCCACUCCCACCUCUCCACCUUCUGCGGCUCCCUCUACUUUGCCGCGCCCGAACUGCUCAACGCAAAGGUCUACACCGGCCCAGAGGUCGACGUCUGGUCGUUCGGCAUCGUGCUCUACGUGCUCGUGUGCGGCAAGGUGCCCUUCGACGAUCAGAGCAUGCCUGCCCUCCAUGCAAAGAUCAAGCGCGGUCAGGUCGAGUACCCCGCCUGGCUCAGCGGCGAGUGCAAGCAUCUCUUGUCGCGCAUGCUCGUCACCAACCCCGCCAACCGCGCCACGCUCGCCGAGGUGCUCGCACAUGCCUGGAUCGUCAAGGGCUACGACGGCGCGCCCGACCCGCAUCUGCCGGACCGCACGCCGCUUCGUCCCCACAACCUCGAUCCUGAGGUCAUCAAGGGCAUGGUCGGCUUCGAGUUCGGCACGCCCGAGGCCAUCACCGCAAAGCUCACCGAGGUGCUCACGAGCGAAGCCUACCAGACCUCGCUCCACCACUGGGAGCUCAAAAACUUGCCUGCAAGCCUCAACGGCCUCAGCACCGCAGCCAACUCCGGCUCCUCGCUCGAUUCCUCUACGCUCAACCGUCUCUCCACGCGCGGAAGCAUGAGCGCCGCCGGCGGCUCCGACACGGUCAAGUCCAAGACGGGCUCACGGCGCUUCUCGGGCAUCGAAUUCUACCGCAAGAAGCUCACCACCAACCCGCUUGCGGCGGCUUUCGGCAGCAAGGACGACUCGUCCAUCGGCUCCGCCAACGGCUCCAACGGCCUAGGCUCGGGCACAGGCCUCCUGCCAUUUGGCAAGGAGCCGCUGGAUCCCACGCGUGGCUUCCACCCGCUCAUCUCGAUCUACUUUCUCGUCAAGGAAAAGAUGGACCGCGAGCGUCUGUAUGGUCAUUCGUUCUUUGCAUCGUCCAAUCUCUCGCUCAAUGGUCCGCCCGUGCCGCCUUCGGGCGCCGCCGGUAUCGGUGCGGGUGCGGGUGCCGGUACGGGCGCCAGGGCAGCCGCGAGCGGCGCCAUGCCUACCGCCGCCGACAUUCCGCAAGAAGCGCUGCGCGUGCCCGAGGCGCCGCAUGUGUCGCACCGCGCCUACGAUCCGUCGCGUCAGGAAGCGGCGCUGGCAGGGCCGGCGCCACCACGUCCAGUGGCCGCCAUGAUGCCGGUGCCUGCGUCGCCGACGCCCGUGUUCGAGUCACGUGAGAAGUCGCGGCCGACGGGCAUCAUGGCUGGGCCGCCGCGUGCCCGCGCCAACGCCGAGGAGAUGGAGGCGGCGCUGCGCGAAAAGGGCCUGCCCUCGCCGAACGAGGCAGCGUUUGCGCAGAGCAGCAUCGGCGGUAUGACGCCGGUGCCGGCCGCAAGCACGGCUGGCAAGCGGCAGUCGUUCUCGGUCGCCCCGCCCGUCGCAGAGAUGGUCGCACCGCCGUCGCAUCGACACUCGAUGAUGGUGCCGGACACGAGCAUGGCGAUGGCCAACAACCACAAGCGCAGCGUGAGUCUCACAUCGCGUCGCGCGCCCGUCGCUCUCACCACGCCUGCCGUCGCUGCUGGCGUGGUUGGCGUUGCUGCCGACGCAGCCGCGGCGGACGGGCGAAAAAGUUCAACCUUUUCGCCUGCACGCGCGGACAAGAAUGCUGCGCAACUGCAGACGCCGGCCAAGUCGGAAGCGGGCACGGCGGCGUCGUCGCCCUCGGCCGCCAACACCAGCUCGACGCUCGGAUAUGGAGCGACGCUGGCGCGCCGCUUCAGCUCGUUCAUGAGCCGCUCGCCGUCGCAGCCGCUGGAUGCCGAGGCGCGCGAGCGCAAGAAGCAGAGCCGGAUGAGCACGGGCGGCAUGCUGCUGGGCAACAAUGCGCAGCAGCAGCGCCGCGGCAGUGCGCACAUGGCGCUGAGUGGGGUGCAGGAGGACAACCGUGCGUCGGGCGAUGCCUACGACUACGACGAGGCGGAAGAGCACGCCACUACGCACGAGGACGACGACGAUGUGCCGCUCAACAAUGCCACCACGGUGCGCCGCUCGGGCACGCUUGGAGACAUGCCAGUGUCGCGUCCGAACGCGCGCAACGUGCGAGAGGGCUCGAUGGGCGCAGCGUCGGUGGGGCGUGCAGCGGGGCUGUCCAUGUCGCCCAAGGCGGCGGCUGCGUCCAACGCGCGACGGCCGAGCACAGGCAUGGCGACGUCGACGAGUGCGCCUCUCAACAUGUUCAGCGCUGCAGGAGCGGGCGAUGCGGUCAGCAGGCCGGGCGGUCAGACGUCGCCGGCGCAAGAGAUCAGUCCGAGCAACUCGGGCACCGGCUGGAUGGGGCCUACGACGCCCGGGCAGGCCGAGGUGCUGCCGGUGCUCGCCACGCGACGCCAGCGCUUUGGCGGCGGCGGCGGUGGCACGGCGGGCUCGCCUGGGAGCGCGCAGAACGGCAGCGUGGCAGCCGAGGGCGCGUCGAAGCCGAUCUUCCUCAAGGGCCUGUUCAGCGUGCAGACGACGUCGACCAAGCCGCGCACGGUGAUCCAUGCGUCGCUCGUCAAGGUGCUCGACCGCAUCGGCGUGCAGUACCGCGAGAUCCGCGGCGGCUACGAGUGCGUGCAUCUGCCGAGUCUCGACUUUUCGGGCUCCGACUCGAUGGGCAAGGGCAAUGCGAGGAUCCCGCUCGAGACGGUGGCCGCUGCUGCGGCGGCAGCGGCGGCAGAGGCCGAGACGGCUGAGCGCUCGCCCACGUCCGAGGAAGGUGGCAAGGGCCCCAAGCGCAAGCCGAGCCGACUUUCGUUUGUAUCGGGUCGAAGCAAAGAUAAGGAUCGUGCGGGGCGCAGGGAUGGUUCUGUGGCCGACAGCAUCGGUGGUGGUGGAGAGCGCGGGGCGGGUACGGUUCGCAGUCGGACGCCGUCGUUGACGAGCAGUGCAGCGUUUGCCCAGGCAGGAGAGGCAGCAGCUUCGCCGCCCCUGCCGCCCAAGACGCCUUCGAAGCCGUCGCUGCUAACGCGGUCGCCGAGGCAGCGCGCCGAUUCGAUGGGCGCCAACUCGAUGCUGCGCCGCUCUGGUUCGCGCGACUCGAACCUCAUGCUCGAUGCGAGCGUGGCCGGCGACACCUCGGUUGCCUCUCCUGCAACAGGUGGUGGUGGAGCGGUGAUGGCCAAGACCAUGGGUGCGGCUCAGGCAACCGAGCUCGCAGUGCGCUUCGAGAUCUUUGUCGUCAAGGUACCGCUGUUGCUGGGUGUGAAUGGUCUGCAGUUUAGGAGGGUCGGUGGCAAUCCGUGGCAGUACCAGAUGCUUGCCAAGCGCAUCCUGCAGGAACUCAAGCUGUAG